Messenger RNA from Adelges cooleyi (spruce gall adelgid), 1736 nucleotides. RefSeq lists its product as uncharacterized. Gene Ontology annotation, molecular function: DNA binding; RNA polymerase II general transcription initiation factor activity. Bases 224 to 1264 code for a protein of 346 amino acids. The record is from RefSeq and is a predicted model, not a curated record. NCBI's taxonomy places the organism in Eukaryota, Metazoa, Arthropoda, Insecta, Hemiptera, Adelgidae. Gene Ontology annotation, biological process: DNA-templated transcription initiation. The transcript is spliced from 5 exons.
UUCGUGUAUACUGUAUAAUAAUAAUUAUGAAAUGUGGUUAUUGAUUUCAUGUCAAAAUUUCAGUUUGUUAUGUCUAGUUUCGCUUAGUGUAAAAUCUCAUAAUUAGGGCUCCCAUUAUUCACUCGAAUACUCAAAGAUGAUGAUAUAACAUUAUUUCUUUAGUUUUAUACACAGUUCAUACGAUUAUAUUAACGAAAUUCCUACAGGUUUCUUAGUAAUAGUUAUGGAUUUGAGUGACGAAGAUGAGUUUUACGACUCCGAUCAUAGCGAUACCGGUGAACAAAGCUUACAUUCCAUGUUAAAAAGGACACUCUACAACAAAGAUACAGAAUUUAAUGAAUAUGGCGGUGAACCCAUCGAAGGCGAAGAAGAGGCAUUGGACAACGUACAAGAAGAAAUACUGGGUAAAGUAGAUGACGGUACAACACAAGACGAUGAAGAGAUCUUGGGACCUGUAGACAAUAUCAAAGAAAGUUCUGAAAAAGAUGAAGCUAUCAUAUUAGACACCGCAAUUGAAAAAAAACUAGACGAAGCUGAAGAAGUUGUUUUAGAGCCAGAAGUUAUAAGUAAAUUAGACGAAAAAAAUUUUUUCGAUGAUAUUGAAAACGACGAUUUUGAACCAUUGAAGAAAAAACAAAAAGUCAGUCAUCAAGAUGGCGAAAAUAAAAAUCCUCAAACAGCCAUUGUCAUGCAUGUACCUCAAUUCAUUCGAUGUAAUAAGGGUGGCCAAUCGAUUCAAGUACAAAAUAUUGUUUGUGGAGCAAAUAUGGGCUGUCGUCUUGAUUUGGUCAGAAUAGUUAUGUGGACAAGCAACUCCGAAUACAAUCCCCAGCGUUUUAAUGGACUCAUAAUGCGGCUACGCACACCAAAUGUAACUAGUCUUUUGUUUCCAUCCGGCAAAAUGAUCAUGCAGGGUGCAAAAGAUGACCGAACGGGCAAUUUAGCGUGUCGGAAAGUAGCAAAAAUUCUAGAACGACUCGGACAUAACGUCAAGUUCUGCGAUUACACUGUUCAUAAUAUUGUCUGCACGUGGGAUGUGGGUUUUCCUAUCAUGCUGGAAGAACUCAACAAAGCACAUUCCCAAUUUACAAGUUUCGAACCAGAAGUAUUUCCAGCCCUUAUUUAUAGGAUGGUUAAACCACGAGCAGUAUUUUUAAUGUUUGUUAAUGGAAAAGUGGUACUCACAGGACUCAAAACAAAAGCUGAUAUCAAAGAAUCUGUAUUUUUAAUGCAGGAUGUAUUGAACAGCUUCAGAAAAACUUAAUUAAUUUUUAUUUUUUUUAUUAGCUUUUAUACUCUUAUUUAUUAAUUGUUGUCUUUUUUUGUAUGAUUGUUGAUGUAAAUAUUUUGUUUUUUAAGCAUAAGUUGUUUUUAUAAAAUUAAAAAAUGAUUUUGGUUCCUAACAUCUUACUUUAUUUUACUUGACUGUUAAUUUCUAAGUAGGUAGGUACUAUAUUAUUGAUUAUAUUAUAAUCUGUCCCAAAUAUGACUAGUGCGCAAUUAAGUUUGUUUUGUUAACAUAGGAGCCAACCAAGGUGAUGUGUGGCUCAUUAGCCAUAAAUCAUUUUAUUUGGGAUAGAAUAUGUAUAUGUUUUAAUUGAUAACUCAUUAUUAUUAUUUUAAAUGUUAAUAUUAAAAACAUUUACAAAGUAUCAUUAGUAUACAUAUUUGUAUAUUCAAUGAUCAAAAGAAAACUUUUGUGUUCUGCAUAAAAAUUACUUAAUAAUACUAGUUUA